AUGCCCCCAUUGCCGAUAGAUGCCACAGUCGUGCGGAUUCCUUGGCUAGAACGCUCCCGAUGGAAGCGAUACGUGAAGCAGAAAGUAGGCGGGCCUUGGCUCGAGUCCGACCCUGACCGCCGCGACAUGAUAGAGUGGGCUUUUGUAUUCAAUGUUGGAGAAAUGUGGCACAGAGAAGAAGCUUUGUGGCUGAUCAUCGACGAUCGUUGGGAAACCCGGGUACUGAUUGCGAAUUACUUCGAGAUGCACUACGAAGCACUCCGCUUUGUGUUUCCCAGUGUCAUAGAUCUAAACUCCAUGGAUUGA
Molecule: messenger RNA, 306 nt
Organism: Symbiodinium sp. CCMP2592
Lineage: Eukaryota; Dinophyceae; Suessiales; Symbiodiniaceae
Source: the annotation of a GenBank genome assembly